AUGUCGAUUUCGCAGAAAGCGAUGCCUUCGUACCAGCCAUUCCAAUGUCUCAUUUGCCAGAGUCGAUUUACUCGCCAUGAGAACCUCAAGCGACAUUCAGCCCUACACUCUCGCUCUCAGGCUGAGGCGUCGCUCCCUUGUGAAUUUUGCCACGCUACUUUUUCCCGUCCGGACUUGCGCAACAGACAUAUGAAAAGGAAGCAUCCAGAGCAAGAGCAGCACCGAGUCACAAAGAGAUCUCAGCGUUCAGCACCCUCAAAACACCGCGAUCACUCGUCGGUAUCGCCGACAGCUAUAUCGCCUACUGGUAGCCAGGAAGCAAACCCGUCUUCAGACUCAGCCCAUUCAAGUCCGGAACAAGGCCUGGGAAAUGAGACUGUGGGAUGGAACUCGUCGAUGCGGUACCAACAACAGCAGUUUGAUCGUGGCCAACUCGGCGAGACCACGAAUCUUGCGACAACUGGGCGUCCGAGCUCGGAGAUAACGAAGACUCAGCUCCCAACAGAUCCAAUGCAUCAAUCCAGCUUGAAUGAUGCUAGAUUCAUUGAUCAAAUUGUACAGGAUGCUGCAGAUCUGGAACGCAAUUUGCUUAUGGGAACUUCAUUCCUAAAACCCAUCGAUCACCCCCAACCUCAACUUCACUCAGUCACCACCCCCAACGACCCACUGGACACCAACCUGGGUGAUUUCAAUUUCAGUCACCCCAUACUCGAUCGACUUUCACCAAACGAUAUACCACAACUUCAAGACGAUUGGUCGCCAACCCCUCUUCAGAUAUCGCGAGGCUGCGAUUUAUUUUUUUCCCGCGUCUCACACUUUUUGCCUUUCCUACAUUCCUCAACAUUCGAUCCUACACAAUGUCCUCCACACUUGGUUCUCAGUCUUCUUUGUCUGGCCUACCAGCAUGGCGAAGAUCCGGAAUGCGGCGAACAAGAAGGAUCAGGCGAGAGCUUUUCCAUAAGAUGUUUCCAUCAAGCCCGUGCUCAACUUGCCUCGGACGAAGGAAGACCGGAUGCUUCAACCAUGAUCACGACUUUUGUUCAGUCAUAUCUGCUUCUUCAGAUAUGCGCAAUGAUGUAUCUCUGUGGUGACAAUUCAUCCUCGGGCUUGAAGAUGCAUUCCCACAUGAUUUCCCUCGCACGUGCCGGACGAAUGACACAGCCGCUACCAAUCGAGACAGGCGCGACCGCAGACUUGGAGUCAUUGUGGCGAGAAUUUGUCAAAGCCGAAUCACAUAAGCGAACCUUGUUCGCAGUUCACCAGAUUGACGCUCUGUGGUAUCAAUUCCUGUCGAUUCCUCGCUCAAUCUCGCACCUCGAAAUCAAGCACAAUCUACCCUGUCCACAAGAUCAGUGGGAGGCAACCUCAUCUGCUGAAUGGGCUCACAGACAACUUGUCGCAAGGAACUCCGGCACUUCUGUCAAGUACACAUAUGCCGUUCGAUGCUUUCUCUCUUCCGAUGCCGAUAUCACCGCAAUCUCACCGUUUGAUCCAUAUGGUGCGAUAAACAUCGCGCAAUUCCUGAUUUCUAGCGCCCGUGAAGUCUCAGGCUGGUCUACCAUGACUGGCAUCCUAAGCAUGGAGAGAUUUGGCGCACUGCGAUCAUCUCUUGUCGAGCUAGGCCCUUACAUCUGCCCCAACACACCCGGCAAUCAAGCAAAUCACGCAAUAUCCUGCGCAGCGACAUGGCAGACUGCCAUGCUCGAACUGCAAAUGUGGUCGCCGUCUCAUACCGGAGGUAUCGUCGAAGGCAGCAUCGAUGCUGUCCUGAAGCAGUCGACCUAUCUUGGUCCCUCACAGUAUCUGUGUGAUGCGACCACUGCUAAGGCUAUACUACCACACGUCAACUGGUUCUUACAGUAUCUCGAUGAGACGGUAGCCCCAGAGUCCGAGGCACCAUGGGUUGCUUUGUAUGCAUACAAAGCCUUUCUCAUUGCCUGGCAGCUUGUAAAUGGCGGUGCCCCCGGUGCGAUGGAGACCAUAGGCAUCCAAGAUGGUGAUGUUGAAGGUGCCAUGCUAUGGGCGAGGAAAGUCUUCCAACGAAGACAGAAAAAGCAGCUUGGGAAACUCAUUUUGUCUUGUUUGGACGAGUUGUGCAAAUGA
Penicillium brevicompactum is the source of this 2103-nucleotide messenger RNA. RefSeq lists its product as uncharacterized. Gene Ontology annotation, cellular component: chromatin. Gene Ontology annotation, molecular function: RNA polymerase II cis-regulatory region sequence-specific DNA binding; DNA-binding transcription factor activity, RNA polymerase II-specific; zinc ion binding. The coding region runs from base 1 to 2103 and encodes 700 amino acids. The transcript has a single exon. Lineage: Eukaryota; Fungi; Ascomycota; Eurotiomycetes; Eurotiales; Aspergillaceae. Gene Ontology annotation, biological process: DNA-templated transcription; regulation of transcription by RNA polymerase II. The record is from RefSeq and is a predicted model, not a curated record.